UCCAUGUAAGAAGCAUUCCUGUGCUCAGAGCAAGGGGAGUGAGGAUUCACCUCCUCUGGGUCUUUAAGAAAUGUGCAGCUUUGAGCUUUAGGUUUUCUCUUUAGUCCACUUCCGGUCUUAAACCAGCAACAACAACAGAAAAAAAACCCAAAAGAGACACGGUGCCUUCUAGCUGGAAUGCAGAAUCCAUCUAGCUAAAUUGUUUCUGUGCUGGAGUUCACCCGGGGAGACAGCCAUGAAGAAAUUAUUUUCCUGUUCGUCAUCUCCAGUUGCUGUGGAGCGCUGGGGGAGGGAUGAUCAGAAGCUGCUCUCCGCGGUCGAUCGCAGGGAUGUGGGGAUGGUCUCGGCCGUCCUCUCCCGGAGAACCAUCCGACCCACCAAGCUGGAUGAGCAGGGACGCUCAUCGUUCCACCUAGCUGCAUCGAAAGGUAUUGCAGAGUGUUUGGACAUGAUGUUGGCACACGGGACGGACAGUCAGGCACGAGACACGGAAGGCUGCAGUGCUCUGCAUCUAGCUGCUAAACAUGGUCAACCCGAAUGUGUGAAGACACUGCUGCAGCACAACAUCCCAGCUGACUUAACGGACUGCCAGGGUUGGACUGCGCUGCACUAUGCGGCUCUGGCAGGGUGUGCAGCAUCUGUGGCCCUGCUUUGUGGUCAGGGAGCCCCCAUCGACUCCACCAAUCGGGCUGGACAGACUGCGCUGAUGAUAGCUGCUCGGGAGAGACAGGGGGUGGUCUGUGCAGAACUAGCCAGGAGGGGGGCUGACGUCAACACCACGGACCACCAGGGAAAGUCGGCUCUGAUGGUGGCAUCGCAGCGAGGCUGUGUGGAGGCCGUGCGCGCUUUGCUGGCGUUCGGAGCCGACGUGAGGAUAGUGGACAGCCUGGGGGAGGAUGCUGUCCACUACGCAACACAGUCAGGGAGUGAGGAGGUAGUGACCAUGCUGAAGAACGCACAGAAGAACACAGGAUCGGAGAUGCUUCAUUCUGAUGGUAACGAGAGCGGCCAGCCAUUCGAGGCUGCUGUGAGCCCCGAGCCAGCUCACUGGGAGAGCGAGAGGAGAGAGAGAUAUGAGACGGAGCAGAGAGAGAUUGAGAGGUUACACGGGGAGCUGAACUUGAAGAUCCAGGAGUCUGAGAGCCUGAAGAGGGAGACAGAGGCACUGCGAGGCAGGCUGAAGAAACAAACCAAGGCCUUGAGACUCCUGUUCGACACAGAGGGGGAGACGGAGGGGGUAGAGGGAGAGGGGGGAGACGGGCCUCUGCUGGACAGGUUAGCCAGCCUUCUGAGAGAGAAACGAGCCAGGGAGGAUGGCUGGAGGUUGGACCAGAGGAAUGGGAAGAUGGAGGCUGAAGGGAAGAUGAAAAAGGAGCGAGCGAGUGUGGAAGUGGAUGCCCUGAGACUGGACGGAGCUCUGGAGGCGAAGGAGAGCGCAGAAAGGAGGGUCUCUGAGAUCGAGGGACACCUGGACAACAUGAGAGCCAUCCUGUCCCAGUACGAGACACGCAAGAGAGUGCAGAGCUGCGUGAUAGAGGACCUGGAGACGCAGGUCUCUGAGUUGGCUGCGGAGAAUGAAACUCUGAGGUCCAGGCUUCAGGAACUGCAGCAGAACCUGCAGGCCGAGAGGCUGAAGACUCAAGACAGUGUGUCCUGGCAGGACUUCAGUGAGGGCAGGCAGGCACUAGGGGGCAGCAUUGCAGAGCUGAGACACUUACUCUGUGACGUGAGGCUGGGAUACACAGAUGCCUGGAGGAUGAGAGAGGCCAGGCUAAGAGAGAUGAAGGACAGGCAAGCAGAGCUGGACAUGUUAAGGGCAAGGCUGGAGACACACUUUGUGCCAAUGGAGGACCACAGGCGGUGCAAAGCAUCCUGGGAAGGUAGCGUGAAAGAGUUGGAGAAGAUGGUUCUGAAGCUGAAAGCUGAAAACCAAGAGCUACGGAGCGAGGACAACCUCAGAGAGGAGGGGGGCAGGAGGCAAUGUGUGGGGUUACAACGUCACCCAGGAAACCCAGGGACCCUAAAAAGCCGCCCGGUUUCCUGCAGGGAGUUGGACGAACCGAAGACUGUGGGCACAACACGAGCCUGGCAGUCCGAGGGACUGUUAUUGUCAGAAAAACAAAAUGGAACCCAUAGCUCUCUGACUAAGAGCGAAGACCACCUGCAGCAACUGUGUAAGGUUGACAAAGCAACAUGCACAAACACACAGUAUAGUCCCUUGAACAUUAAGGAAAAGGAUUUUCUUCAAGGGGUCUCAGUUUUUCCAAGACUUUCUGGAUAUUUCAAAGGAGAUGAUUUUUUAAACAAAGAUGAACUUGAGGAUGCCGUCACACGGAAACGAAUGGGGAAGGUGUUCCAUCAACUGUCCCCGGGUGGUCUGGAUUUUCCUGGAGAUGGAAAGAAAGCCGACUGGAGAACAUGGAACUGUGGGGAAGCUGCUGUUGAGAAGUCUGGGAGACAGGAGUUCCUAACCCAAGGAGUGUUUGGAAAGACCAAUCUGGAGAGGGAUGAAGAGAAGGGCAUGCCAGAUUCUUCUAGUUUGUUGAAGGACCGUUCGGAAAGGGAGGCAGAUUUCUCCAAAAUCCAGGGCCUGAUGGUUGAUAUCACACAUCUGGAAGAAGACCUGGCUUUAGAACAGCAGGUUUCAAGAAAGCUACAAGCCAAACUUACAGCUCAGGAGAAUGAGAUCAGAGGACUGAGGGACAGCUUCCCUCCCAAUAUCCUGAGAGAGGGAAAUGGAGGGUCUGGAAAAGGCUUUGAUUGCGACGCUAUUGAGGAGCUCUGCUGGAAUAUCGGGAGCCUGGUAAAGAUGUACCAUGAGGCCAGACUCCAACUACAAGCUAUUACUUCAGCAGAAAAACAACAGGGACUAGCAAACAAGCAGGCGUCAGAAAUCAGUGGCUUGAAAACCGAGCUUUCCAAGGCGAAGCAAAAAGCUGUAGACCUCAAAAAGAAACUUGACGACCAAAUUAAGGAGUCUGUCAACAAACAGGAGCAUUUCAGGGUCGUAACCGCCCUGGAAACGGAGGUUAAAGGUCUAAGGUCAGAGGUAGAGAAGAUGGAGACCCAUUUGGGCGAGAGAAAGGCCGAGGCAAGUCGUCUGCAGGCUGAAGUUGAUCGGGCCUUCCAGGAGAUGAGGAGCCUGGAGCUACAGGAGAAGCACAGGCAGGAGGAAGUGAAGGGUUCUCUGGAGAAAGACCAAGCCCUGGGGCAAGAUUUGAGGCUGGUUUCUUCAAAGUGUGAAGAUUUGCGUCAGGAGACGGCUCACUGGAAGCAACAGGUGGUGGAAGAGAGAGAGAGGAGAAGGGAGAUGAGUGGGAGGGUAUUGGCUUUGGAGAGGAUGGUGUGCGAGAAGGAGAGGGAAGCUCAGAAAUUGGCGCAGACGGUGCUCAUGCUCAAAACCAGAGGAGAGGAGUUGACUCAAGCUUGUGAAAACAAGGACAGGAAGAUUGUGGAGCUCCAGACAGAAGAGGAGAGGUUGUCUGCACAGAGGGCCUGUCUUCACAAUGAGAUUGGGAGUCUACGAGAGCAGUUAAAGACUGCGAGGAAGCGUCACCAAGAUAUCGUAUCAGUUUAUAGAACUCACCUGCUGAGCGCCGCACAGGGUGUAAUGGAUGAGGAAGUUCAUCUGAUGCUGCUGAAAAUCAACAACAUUCAGCGGGAGGCUGUCUCCUGACUAGCUGGGGAUUAGGCCUUACUUCCGUCAACAAGGCCUCAAAAUGAAACUUUGUUCCACAGACUGAAAGAAAAAGAAACAUUACGACCUGACAUCUUGUUUUUAUCAGUUUAAUGCCAAUUUAUCAAAUACAUAUUUCUCAGGAGCAGCAUAAAACUGUUUCAAAACACCACAGUUUGUUUUCGUUCUUUUUAAGUGUAUUAUCGUAUCUGAUUUAAAGAGCUGUGUUGAAUCACUCUGGUAUUGCUAAUUCCAGUAAAUCUCAUGUAAUAUCUGUUACCAUCUCUUCGUAGGUCUCACAUCUUCCUGUAUGAAAGAGGCACACGUCAUGUUAAACUUAUAUUUGACUUCUAAUGCUAUUUUUUCAUGGCGUUUGUAAACUAUACAACUGGUGAACAUCUGUUCUAGGGUUCAGGUUUUUUUUACAGCCCCCUUUACCUUUUUCUGGUGCUUGAAACUUAAUCCAAAAUGGCAAACCACCAGAUGGCGCUGGCUCUUAAUUCUAUAAAGACUCGGUGAACUAGCCUGGUUAUUACACAUAUCUACAGCAGCAAACAGGACCCAGGAACAGCUCCUGAACUCAGAUGAACGCGCAUUGACACUGGCUGCAGUAUCUGAGUAAUUUUAAUAAGCAGAAUGAUUGCAGGCAUCAUAAAGGGUAAGGCGCCAGUAUGAAAACAAUUACAAAAAUUCAAUUUAAAAGAAAGAAAAUGAAAAGCUAUUUUUUCUUUAUUAUAAUAUAUUUAUAUAGCGCCUUUCACAGUGGACCAACAUCACAAAGCGCUUUACACAGUUAUGCUGUGAACUGUGCAUUAUAUGCAGAAUCACUUCCAAUAGGACAUUGAUUUAACAUCUCAUCCGCAGGAUGGAGCACAAGGAGGUUAAAUGACUUGCUCAGGGUCACACAGUGAGUCAGUCAGUGGUGGAGGUGGGAUUUGAACCGGUGACCUCCUGGUUAUAACCCCUGGACUUUAACCACUGGACCACACAGCCUCCUAAGCUUUCAGAAUAUUGGGAAGUGUUUUUUUUUUUUUUUUUUUUUUUAAAUAAAUGUUGAAAAUGAUAAAUCCAGUUUCAGGAUCACAAAAAUAAUGGUCUUCGUCACUUAUUUAGUGCCGUGCUCGACUUGGCAGGCCAAGCAUGUUUUUUUUUUGUUUGUUUGUUUUUUUACUGGCUCAAAACAGCAUUAUCUGUG
This is a messenger RNA of Acipenser ruthenus (sterlet), 4871 nucleotides long. Its product is annotated as ankyrin repeat domain-containing protein 35-like. The coding region runs from base 236 to 3676 and encodes 1146 amino acids. Gene Ontology annotation, molecular function: actin binding. The transcript has 17 exons. The record is from RefSeq and is a predicted model, not a curated record. NCBI's taxonomy places the organism in Eukaryota, Metazoa, Chordata, Actinopteri, Acipenseriformes, Acipenseridae.